AUGGGUAAAGAAAAGAAUCUCCUAAUUGUGAAAAGUAGCAAAAUAACUUCUAAGCUGGUCUCAAAAGCAAUUAGUAAGGUAGUAGCUGCCAUAUUUAGUAAGGGUAAGAGUAAAGAGAAGGAUAAAACCUCGUCAAGUUCUGAAAAUAAUAGAAAUAAUAAUAGUGAGACAGAAACAUCAAAUAGUUCUAGUAGUUCUAGUAAAUCACACAGUUCAAAAGAUAAGAGGCAAAUGCCAAAAGCAUUAACAACAAGCCAAUCAGCUCAUCUCAGA
Scutellospora calospora is the source of this 273-nucleotide messenger RNA. The record is from the annotation of a GenBank genome assembly. NCBI's taxonomy places the organism in Eukaryota, Fungi, Glomeromycota, Glomeromycetes, Diversisporales, Gigasporaceae.